Molecule: messenger RNA, 2683 nt
Organism: Oncorhynchus gorbuscha (pink salmon)
Lineage: Eukaryota; Metazoa; Chordata; Actinopteri; Salmoniformes; Salmonidae
Product: zinc finger protein 501-like
Exons: 5
Coding region: 330-1733 (467 amino acids)
Biological process (GO): regulation of cytokine production; regulation of immune system process; negative regulation of transcription by RNA polymerase II
Source: RefSeq, a predicted model, not a curated record
GGCAGCGACCCCUUCUCAUGUAAUGGGGUUGGGUCAUCCCAAGGAUCCCGGAAUGCACGGACGGUGUUAGUGGGGGAACAGGAAGUUCCGGACAGAAGCGCACCAUUAUUCAGUGUAAAGAAAGCGCCAGAACGGUGCAGUCAAUAAGAUAUCAUUUUUGUCCUUUUCUAUGAAUUACUACAGGCCGACUCAGAUUAAGUCUGAGGCCGGUAACAUCAACAGUGAGGACAAUCCCAGCCUGCCUCUCUCAUUCCACACUGAGUCCAAACCUACAGUCACUGGGUCCUGAUUGUGACAGUGGAGCCCAGUGUGCACUGCAGGAUCCAGAGAUGGCAUCAGUGAAGCUGGAAGACUGCAGUCCAACACUGGAGCUGAAUGUCAACAUUAAAGAUGAAGAAGAGGAGGAGAAGAUUGGGGGAUCUGUUAGUUAUGGUAUGAGGCCGGUAACAUCAACAGUGAGGACAAACCCAGCCUGCCUCUCUACUUCCACACUGAGUCCAAACCUACAGUCGCUGGGUCCUGAUUGUGACACUGGAGGCCAGUUUCUACAGCAGGAUCCAGAGAUGAUAUCAGUGAAGCUGGAAGACUGCAGUCAAACACUGGAGCUGAAUAUCAACAUUAAAGAUGAAGAAGAGGAGGAGAAGAUUGGUAAAUCUGUUUCUCAUGGACGACUAGAAUUAAGUCUGAAGCCGGUAACAUCCACAGCCUGCCUCUCUCUAUCCACACUGAGUCCAAACCUACAGUCACUGGGUCCUGAUUGUGACAGUGGAGCCCAGUUUGCUCUGCAGGAUCCAGAGAUGGCAUCAGUGAAGCUGGAAGACUGCAGUCAAACACUGGAGCUGAAUGUCAACAUUAAAGAUGAAGAAGAAGAGGAGAAGGUUGGGAAAUCUGUUUCUCAUAGAGACCAUGUUGAGACAUUCUCUACAUCCAGAGAGCAACAGCAGGAAGAUCACAGAGCUAAGAGCUCUCACCACUGCCCACAUUGUGAGGAGAAUUUCCCAAUUCUAUCAAAGCUAAAAAUACACCUAAAAAUACACACAGGAGAGAAUCUGUAUUCCUGUACUGACUGUGGGAAGAGAUUCACAACAUCAAGGGCUCUGACAGUUCAUCAGAGAGUGCACCCUGGAGAGAAGCCUUACUCCUGCUCUGACUGUGGGAAGAUUUUCUCUUGUCCGGGCCACUUAAAAAGACAUGAACAUAUACAUACAGGAGUGAAGCCUUACUCUUGCUCUGACUGUGUAAAAUGCUACACAACAUCAUCUGAGCUAAAACUUCAUCAGAGAGUGCACACUGGAGAGAAGCCUUACUCCUGCUAUGACUGUGGGAAGAGUUUCUCUCGACAGGGUUUUUUAAAAGCACAUGAACUUAUACAUACAGGAGUGAAGCCUUAUUCCUGCUCUGACUGUGGGAAGAUUUUCUCUCAACUGGGCCACUUAAAAAGACAUGAACGUAUACAUACAGGGGUGAAGCCUUACUCCUGCUCUGACUGUGUAAAAUGCUUCACAACAUCAACUGAGCAAAAAGUCCACCACAGAACACACACAGGAGAGAAGCCUUACUCCUGCACUGACUGUGUAAAAUGCUUCACAACAUCAACUGACCUAAAAGUCCAUCAGAGAACACACACAGGCGAGAAGCCUUACUUCUGCUCUGACUGUGGAAAGAGUUUCUCUCAAUCGUGCCACUUAAAAAGACACCAAGGUAAACAUAAAGGAGAGAAGCUUUACCACUGAUCUGACUGUAGAAAAUGUUUCGAAACAACAGCUGAGCUAAAAGGUCAUCAGAGAACAGACACCGGAGAGAAGCCUUACUUCUGCUCUUAAUUUGGCAAGAGUAACUCAAGUAAAAGUCUAAAGGUAUUCUGUUGUAAAUAUACCUUAGUUUCAAAAGUAAAAGUGAAUCAUUUCAAAUUGCUUAAAUGAACCUCUACGUGAUGGGUGUCCUCUAACCAGGACGGUUGUUGCUAACCUUUCAAUGUGGCUAGAAUUACUUUGUAUACAACAGCCAACUUUCCAGGACAUAGACAUGACUUUAUAUCGUCAGAAAGCUUAAAUUGUUGUUAAUCUACUUGCAGUGUCCAAUUUAACAGUAGCUAUUACAUUGAAAAAAAUACAGUGCUAUUUUUUGAGUAGAGUGCACAACAACUUUUAUCAUGGCAACUGGUUUAAUACAUUCACCUCUGAAGGUCAAUACUGUACUUGCAUUCAGUAAUCUUGCUCUGAUUUGUCAUCCUGGGGGAGAUAAAAUAAUAAAAAGAUCAAAUGUAGCAUAGUUUAAUUUGCUAAAAUGUAUUUUUAUGUUCAAAUGUAGCAACUGGUUCUACAUUUUGAACCCCUGUUGUCUCUGGCUCCACACCUACCCUGCCCAGCCCAGCCAUCUAGCUGUGGAGGUUAGUGUAUAAGCUAAUGAUCCAUCAUGUAUGACAUUCCUGUCAGUGUGUAAACUUAAAUGUUUUAUUACCAUAGCAUAUUUAUAUGUUCUCUAUAGUUUUGUACUUAAUUGACCAAUUCAGGCCAUUUGUGGAAACUCCUGGCAGACUUGAUGCAGUGUAAUGUAAUUCUCUGUCACUGCCCUGGGGCAUUGGGAUAUUAUUUUAGACCAGAGGAAAGAGUGCCUCCUAUUGGCCAUCCAACACCACUUCCAGCAGCAUCUGGUCUCUCAUCCAGGGACUGACCAGGACCAA